UUUGUCAUCGGCCGAUUGUCAGGCCUAACACACACAUUUUUUCUCGUGAAAUUGCAAAAGUUUUGUUUUGCGUGUGUUUUAAUGGCUAAAUCCGGGCAAUUUUAGUUAUAUUUAACAUCAACAUUAACUAAAUCAUAUCAAACACCAGCAAAUUCAAUUAUCUUGAAUUGUGUGUGGUUGUUUGCAGUGGACGACGACGCCGAAAAAUUAAUCUUUGAAGAAUAAACGUUUAGAGGCCAUUCAUCAUGUAUAAUGGAAUAGGUUUAACCACACCUCGUGGUUCCGGCACUAACGGUCAUGUACAACGCAACUGGGCUUUUGUACGACCCGGUAAAAAGGACAAUUCCAAUUAUCGCUCCGAAGAGGAUAUUAAGAAAUUGGAUGCUACAUUAAAUCGGCCACCCAAUAAGGAGAUUUUAGAUCAUGAUCGUAAACGUAAAAUUGAAGUGAAAUGCUUGGAGUUUGAGGAGAUUUUGGAGAAUCAAGGACUAUCACCUGAAGAAAUCAAGGCCAAAGUUGAUUCGUAUCGACAGAAAUUAUUGGGCACAGGAAAGACAGAUAUACCAAAAGAUGAAUUUGGUAGAGUAGCUGUCCGUGAUACCCAUCAAAUUGCCGAAGCACAACAGGAGAAAAACGCCAAGCUACGUGAAGCCUUCAACAUAUCAGAGUAUUUCGUUGAAGGUUCCAGUUUCGAUUCGGAUCGCAAAGCUAAAGAAGAUUUAGCUAAAAGUUUGGCAUUACAAAAAGAACUGGACGCUCAACGUGAACAGGCGGCCGCAGCAGCCUCUGCUGCAGCAGCUAAAGACAAGGAAUCAUCGAAACGUUAUGCUUUAGUACGGACACCGUCCAGAGAACGUGAUGUUCCAUCAUCUGGUGGAGGUGGUGGCGGCGGUGUUGAUGGAGUUGGACUAGGUGGAAAUGGAGAUAAUGAUGAGCAUUCCAUUAAAAAGAAGAAAAAGAAAAGAACACGUGAGAGCUCCAACAGUCCCGAACGUAAAAAGGAUAAAAAGAAAAAAUCCAAGAAACACAAAAAAGAAAGUAAAUCCAAAAAGAAGAAAUCACGUAAACGUAAAUCCAGCGAAUCGGAUAGUGAUGAUGCUGACAAUCGCAAAGAUACGGGCGAUGAGAAUGAUUCCUCGGAUUCCGAAGGCGAGGUGAAGAAGAGUCGCAAAAAAUCCAAAAAGGAUAAGAAAAAGCGUGAGAAAAAAUUGAAACGGCGAGAGCGAUCAUCAUCUUCGGAAAAAUCAAGAUCAAACUCUCCCGUAAGCAAAGCUGCAGAUUCCAAGAAGGAAAGCUCGGACGUGAAAAAGGCAAAUCCUUUCCGUAGUCGCUCGAAAGAACGUCAAAACUCCUCCAAACCUAGAGAGAGCAGUGGAAAACGUCAACAUGAUUCAUCGCAAGAGAAUCGCCAGCGACGUAGCCGUAGUCGCAGUCGCCAUGAGAGGAAUACUAGAAAUGACGAUCGAAAACAACGUACCAAUGACAGUCGAGAUUCACAUCAAAGACGUGUCUCCCCCGACCAUAGGAGCUAUAGUCGUGCUGAUGGUGGCGGUGAUCGUCGUGACCCUAAUAGGGAUUCUCGGCGCCAUUCACCUACCUCCCGAUCAAGGCGACGUGAUGGCACCACACCCGAACGUUUACAAGAACGUAAACGUAAAUAUUCCGGUGAUCGUCAAUCGCCAAGACGUCGUGAAAGUCGUAGCAUGGAAAAGAGACAGAAAUAUUCAAGGUCACGAUCCGUACAUCGUGAUGUCAAGACCAAAACAAAUAUUUCUCCAAAAAAGAGAAAUAGCAUUUCAAGAUCUCGUUCCAGGACACCGCGACGACGAAGUGUGGAACGUAGUAAAGUAUUACGAAAAGAAAAAUCUAGAUCCAAAUCUCCCAUUCGCAAAGAGAAACGUAGAACUUCAUUGUCCCGGGAAAAUAGGAGACGUUCUAGGUCACCAUCGCCGAGACAUGAAAGCGGAAAAUCUAAGACGCCCGCUAUGAAGGAGAGGCGUAGAUCUAGAUCUCCGGUAUUAAAUGAAAGACGUCGUUCCAAAUCUCCUAACUUGGGUGAAAGGCGUCGAUCCAAGUCGCCUGUGGCUUCGUCUCAAAGACGUAGAUCCAAAUCUCCAAUUGGAAAAGAAAGACGUAGGUCAGUAUCUAAAGCUUCGGCAAUUAGAGAGAGGAAAAGAUCUAGGUCUCCCAUGACAAGGGAAAGGAAGUUAUCUAGAUCUCCUGUUGCCGAAAGGAGAAGAAGCAGAUCAAAGUCGCCUGUUGUCAAGGGCAGAUCUAAAUCUCCCCUUUCCAGAGGAAGGCGACGAUCUCGCUCGCCCAUUUCAAAGGCUGAAUCACAUGAGCCGGCCAACAAACGUAAUAGAUCGGAUGAAACCCGAAAUAAAACUGAACGCAAAACCCGGGAUAUAUCAAAUGAGAGGCGGACUAAACGAGCCCCAUCCGAGGAGAGCAAAAAGUCAAGUUCCUCUAAGGUAACUAGAGGUGAACAUACAAAGAGCACAAAUGCGGUGGUUCAAAAAGAAAAAGAACGAUCCCAAUCCAGCUCAUCCACAUCUUCAGAUUCUGCCUCCUCUUCGGGUAGUGAGAGUUCUCGUUCACGCAGCAGAUCUCCUCAGAAGAAAAAGAAAACAAAUAAUAAGAAAUCCAAUCGUAAAUCCAGAUCAGCUAGUCCCAAAACAGCCUCCACAUCCGAUAAUCCGGAAAGGUUAAAGUAUUUGCGUUCCCCUGUACGGCCUUCGUCUAGAACAUCACCUGCGGCAAGGCAGGAGAACAAACCCAAAUCACGGGAACGUGAUACCUCAGCUGAAGAGGGUAAUAGACAUGAGAAUACUCCACCCAGAUUGGAGAAGAAGAAAAAUUCUCCACGAUCCUCUAGGGAUUCAUCGGAACUUAGCUAUUCUCCAGCUCUGCGCAACCCGGAACGUUAUCGCGAUAUUUUAGAAAAUGCCAAUAAGCAAAAGGCCGAAAAACAUCACAAAGAAACAGAAUCAGAGUCGUCGGGUAAAACUCAAAGAAAAUCCUCAUCGUCGUCGUCGAAACGUCAACAGGACGAACCAUCGACAGAUGGCAAGGAACAAAAACGUAAAGAUGGCAGUGAAGCCACUAAGCGGGAUAAAAAUCACUCGCUCAAACCCCGCGUCCACCUACAGUCUCAAAGCGAAGACGAGAACAGCGACACUGCUGAGCGCAAUACGGAAAAAAUUCUCGAGGAAUUCCAAGAAUCAAAACGUGGUCGUGAAUUGAAGGAUUUGAAAAUGUUGGAACAGCUGAAGACCGGCAUUGCCGCCAAAGCCAAGGAGAAAAUCAAAACAAUUGAAAAAAUGGCAAAUUCAUCGACGGCCAUGUCAGCGGCCUCCACCUCGGCUGGCGGAGAUGUAAGUGAUCAAAGUUAUGCUGCCUCGAAACGAGGCAUACGCAACUCUCUAAAUGACUUUUUGGCUGCGAAUAAUAAAGCGCCAGCUGUAGUAGCGACAUCAUCACAAAAUCUAACGGCCAACUCACCGGCUGGAGCUAUUUAUCCACAGACUUUAGAAGAAAUAACCAAAGAACAAAAGUCUCAAACACAGACAAACAAAGUUAGUGAGCGUGAGGAAGUACAGACCACAACAACAACGACGACGACCACGACCUCGACGGAACGAAGAACGGACACUGAAACGCAGGCUGAUUGCAAAAAGCCUCCAACGGCUGCAAAUGGCCAUGCGCACACAAGUCCAAAAGUAAAUGCCAGACCACCGCCACCGCUUUAUUGCAGUGGCGUGGAAAGGGAGCGUAAACGUGAUCAAUAUCAUUAUCAUCGUGAGCGUGACGCCAAAGAUAGUAGGGACCUUAAACCACGUGAACCUCUUAACCACAACAAAGAGCGUUUCAACGAUCGCCGUCAAAGGCAGUCGCCUUCCGCUUAUGGAGGUGGUGGUGGUGGGGGCGUAGGAGCAGGGGGUCCCCGGCGGCCCAAUAAUCUCAACAUGCAUCCGCCACACAAUCACAAUCAUCGACAACCGCGUAUGAAUGGCAACAUGGUGGGUGGCAUGGGAGCAGGUGGUGGUGGGCCACAUCAUCAUCACCAUCACAAUCAUCACCUAAAUAAUCAUCACAACAAUCCCAACUCCCCAUUUGCUAACUCAAAUGCUAACCACUCUCUUAACCCUAACAACAACAAUAACUCUAUUAACCUUUCUUUCAAUCGUCCUAGUCGCAUUAACAACACCCCCCUUAUAACAGCCACUCAGUUCAAUAACCAAAUGCUUAGUAAGCAAUCGAACAGUAUUCUAGUCAAUCGUCGUGAUCAUCGUACCGCUUUAACAAUGGGUCUCAGUGCCACCCCCUCUACUAACUACUCCAAUACGAAUUUGUUGCUAACCAAAGCUAAUCUUAAUAGCAAUCAUCAGCUACAUGGUUUCCAACACCAGCACCACCUUCCGCAUCAUCACCACCACCACCAUCAUCAUCAUCAUAGCAAUUCGAAUUCGAACACUAGUAGCUCCCAAAUAACCGAUCGUAUUUUGAUGGCCGCCUCUAUAGCGGCGGCCCAGCGUCACAGUUUAGGACUGACCGCUGCGACGUCGAAUAGUUUAAAUCUCUUGCAACAGCAAACGAAUGCUAAGCCCAAAAUUGUAAUAAAACCUUUUAAAAUUAAUGAUUCACAGCCUUUGGUCGCACUGGCGGACUCAUCGCUCGUAGAUGCCAUUGUGUCGAAAGUGUCGACGGCAACGGUGGCAGCGGCCGAGAGUGCGGCUCGACGAAGUCGCAGUCGGUCGCGACGCAGCCGCAGUCGUACACGCAAGGAUGAUGGCAACGGUGGAGGAGAUCGUUCGGAACGUGACACAACCGGUGGCAGUGGACGUGGUCGUUCCAAGUCGCAUUCAAGAUCAUCAUCUUCUUCAAGUCGCAGUCGUAGUCGUAGCCACAGUCGACGUAGUUCACGCUCACGUUCUCAUUCCUCACACUCUAGUUCAUCGUCCCGCAGUUCAUCGAGGAGUUCAUCUAGCAGCAGCAGUAGCUCUGGAUCCUCACGUUCGGGCACCCGCUCACCAUCAAUACCGCGACGAAGGGGUUCGCCCAGCUUCCUAGAUCGACGACGCAUUACCAGUGCCCGCAAACGACCGAUACCAUAUCAUCGCAAAACGCCUUCAGAUGUCUCCAGUUGCUAUUGUUCCAGCUGCUGCAGCCGUGAGAGUUCACCACGCUCCCGUUCACGUUCUCCAUCGCGCAACAGUCGUAGUCCGUCGCGAAUUUUCUGAGAUUUACAAUGGCAGUUCAAUGAUAUUUUGCCGCCUCAUCUUUGCCAUCCUUGGAUAUAGUUUUUCGUUUCCUUUCUUACUCUAAGUCGUUAUUUGUAUAGGUCUAUAGAGAGCAUUCGUCUAAGUCUAGUCAUUCUUUUUUGUUUCUCUUUUAAGAAAUUGUUGAUAUUUAUACCAAAAAAUAUAUAUAUUUUUUUUGUUUAUGAAUCUUUUUUGAAAAAAUAAAUACUCUGCAUUUACAUUGUAAUUACUCUAAGUACACAAUUUAAUUUUUUUGUAAUAAUUCCAAUAUGAUAUUUUUUUAUAUAUAUAAGAACGUAACGUCGUAUAUUAUUUAGUGCAAUUUAUUUA
This is a messenger RNA of Musca domestica (house fly), 5591 nucleotides long. RefSeq names its product serine/arginine repetitive matrix protein 2 (gene Srrm234). The transcript has 11 exons. The record is from RefSeq and is a predicted model, not a curated record. NCBI's taxonomy places the organism in Eukaryota, Metazoa, Arthropoda, Insecta, Diptera, Muscidae. Bases 246 to 5240 code for a protein of 1664 amino acids.